GCCCCGAGCCAACCUGAGCACCGUGUCCGACCGGCGGCUGCAGAUGCACAACCCGCUGUACCCGGUCACCGAAGGCUCCUACAGCGCCUACGCCGUCGUGUUCCUGUCCCUCGUCGUGUUCACCGUGGGCAUCGUGGCCAACCUGGCCGUGAUGUGCAUCGUGUGGCACAACUACUACAUGAAGAGUGCCUGGAACUCCAUCCUGGCCAGCCUGGCUUUCUGGGACUUCCUCAUCCUCUUCUUCUGCCUGCCCGUGGUCAUCUUCAACGAGAUCACCAAGAAGAGGCUGCUGGGGGACGUGUCCUGUCGCAUCGUGCCCUUCAUGGAGGUCUCAUCGCUGGGGGUCACCACGUUCAGCCUGUGUGCCCUGGGCAUCGACAGGUUCCACGCAGCCACCAGCCCCCAGGCCAGCACGCGGCCCAUCGAGCAGUGCCAGUCCAUCAUCGCCAAGCUGGCCGUCAUCUGGGUGGGCUCCAUGACGCUCUCGGUGCCCGAGAUCCUGCUCUGGCAGCUGGCACGGGACACGUCGCCCGUGUCUGGCGUGAUGAGCGAGUUCUGCACCAUGAAACCUUCGUCCAACCUGCCUGAGUCCAUCUACUCGCUGGUGCUCACCUACCAGAACGCCCGCAUGUGGUGGUACUUUGGCUGCUACUUCUGCCUGCCCGUGCUCUUCACCGUCAGCUGCCAGCUGGUGACGCGGCGCGUGCGCGGCCCUGACAAGAAGGGCGAGAGCCGGGGCGCCAAGCAGGGCCAGGCCGAGGGCCACCUCAACUGCACCAUCAUCGCCCUGACCGUCAUCUACGGGCUCUGCACCACCCCCGAGAACGUCUGCAACAUCGUGGUGGCCUACAUGUCCCCCGACGUGUCCAAGCAGACCUUGGAUCUGCUCAACCUCAUCAACCAGUUCUUCCUGUUCUUCAAGUGCUCCGUGACGCCCGUGCUGCUCCUGUGUCUCUGCCGUCCCCUGGGCCAGGCCUUCAUGGACUGCUGUUGCUGCUGCUGUGAGGGCUGCGGCCCCGACGGCUCGUCCAGCGAGAGCAGCGCCGACAGCAAGCUCAAAACAGAGAUGUCCUCCUCCAUCUUCUUCGACAAGCCCCGGGAGACCCCCCCGCCCCUCCUGGCCCUGGGCACGCCAUGCUAAAGUGCCACCAGGGAGCCGUAGCGAUCGUUUCACCACCUCCUCCCAAGACCAAACCUUGUUCUGCCAUUAGUACUCGUGUCUGGACGUGGAACAAGAGAGAGACGGCUCAGGGGGCUGCGCCGUGGGCUUCAAAGCCAGCAUGGGGCAGGUGGGAUUGAAAUGCCAGUCCCCAUGGCUACCCUGGUGACCCUCUUGCCUCUGCCCAGAGGUCAGUGAGGACAGCAGCACCCUCCUGUCCCGGCUGCCUGGCCGGGCUCCCCGGGGCUCUGCUCUGGAGAUGGCGUCGUGCCGGAAAGGUCUCACCUGAAACUACAGAGGCUGACCAUGAUGGCUCCCAGAGGACACAGCAAACACAAACUGCCCUCCUCCUGUCCCCUCCCCUCCUGCCAGCCCCUCCACAAGAGGAAAAGGUCCAACUGGUCGUAUCCCACGGAUCCAAGCCGUGCCCUGUAUGAGCUCAAUAAACCAGUAACCUAGA
Molecule: messenger RNA, 1619 nt
Organism: Zonotrichia albicollis (white-throated sparrow)
Lineage: Eukaryota; Metazoa; Chordata; Aves; Passeriformes; Passerellidae
Gene: GPR37L1
Product: G protein-coupled receptor 37 like 1
Biological process (GO): adenylate cyclase-inhibiting G protein-coupled receptor signaling pathway; positive regulation of MAPK cascade
Cellular component (GO): signaling receptor complex; plasma membrane
Molecular function (GO): G protein-coupled peptide receptor activity
Source: RefSeq, a predicted model, not a curated record